GGGAGACUGUUGAGGGAGGGGGGGAGGGGGGACACGGAGGGAGGAAGAAGCGGCGGCGGCGGCUCCUCUUUGCAGAGGUGGAAACUCCGAGGGGUAAGAGCAGGAAUAAUGCGGUAGGCUAGGCGGGCUGCUCGCUCCCGGCUCCGGCAGCAGCGGCAGCAGCCCGAGCAGCGGCAGCAGCUGCGGCAGCACCCUCAGGCGCUGACAGCCCCGCCGGCCGGCUCCCUCGCUGACCGCCGACUGUCAAUGGAGCUGGAAAACAUCGUGGCCAACACGGUCUUGCUGAAAGCCAGGGAAGGGGGUGGAGGAAAGCGCAAAGGGAAAAGCAAGAAGUGGAAGGAAAUCCUGAAGUUCCCUCACAUUAGCCAGUGUGAAGACCUCCGAAGGACCAUAGACAGAGAUUACUGCAGUUUAUGUGACAAGCAGCCAAUCGGGAGGCUGCUUUUCCGGCAGUUCUGCGAAACCAGACCUGGGCUGGAGUCUUACAUUCAGUUCCUGGACUCCGUGGCAGAAUAUGAAGUUACUCCAGAUGAAAAACUGGGAGAAAAAGGGAAGGAAAUUAUGACCAAGUACCUCACUCCAAAGUCCCCGAUUUUCAUCGCCCAAGUUGGCCAGGACCUGGUCUCCCAGACGGAGGAGAAGCUCCUUCAGAAACCCUGCAAAGAACUCUUUUCUGCCUGUGUGCGGUCUGUCCACGACUACCUGAGGGGAGAACCGUUCCACGAGUACCUGCACAGCAUGUAUUUUGAUCGGUUUCUCCAGUGGAAGUGGUUGGAAAGGCAACCAGUAACCAAAAAUACUUUCAGGCAGUACCGAGUACUAGGAAAAGGAGGCUUUGGGGAGGUCUGUGCCUGCCAGGUUCGGGCCACGGGUAAAAUGUACGCCUGCAAGCGCUUGGAGAAGAAGAGGAUCAAGAAGAGGAAAGGGGAGUCCAUGGCACUGAACGAGAAGCAGAUCCUAGAGAAGGUCAACAGUCAGUUUGUGGUCAACCUGGCCUAUGCCUACGAGACCAAGGAUGCCCUGUGCUUGGUCCUGACCAUCAUGAACGGGGGGGACCUGAAGUUCCACAUCUACAACAUGGGGAACCCUGGCUUCGAGGAGGAGCGCGCCCUGUUCUAUGCAGCAGAGAUCCUGUGCGGCCUGGAAGACCUCCACCGCGAGCACACUGUCUACAGAGAUUUGAAACCUGAAAAUAUCCUGUUAGACGAUUACGGCCACAUUAGGAUCUCAGACCUGGGCCUGGCCGUGAAGAUCCCCGAGGGAGACCUGAUCCGCGGCCGGGUGGGCACUGUCGGAUACAUGGCUCCAGAGGUCCUGAACAACCAGAGGUACGGCCUGAGCCCCGACUACUGGGGCCUGGGCUGCCUCAUCUACGAGAUGAUCGAGGGCCAGUCGCCCUUCCGAGGCCGCAAGGAGAAGGUGAAGAGGGAGGAGGUGGACCGCCGGGUCCUAGAGACCGAGGAGGUGUACUCACACAAGUUCUCCGAGGAGGCCCAGUCCAUCUGCAAAAUGCUGCUCACCAAAGAUGCUACGCAGAGGCUGGGCUGCCAGGAGGAGGGGGCCACGGAGGUCAAGAGACACCCCUUCUUCAGAAACAUGAAUUUCAAGCGCUUAGAAGCCGGGAUGUUGGACCCUCCUUUUAUUCCAGAUCCCCGGGCCGUGUACUGCAAGGACGUGCUGGACAUCGAGCAGUUCUCCACCGUGAAGGGCGUCAACCUGGACCACACGGACGAUGACUUCUACUCCAAGUUCUCCACGGGCUCUGUGCCCAUCCCAUGGCAAAGUGAGAUGAUAGAAACAGAGUGCUUUAAGGAACUGAACGUGUUUGGACCUAACGGUACCCUCUCAGCGGACCUGAACAGAAGCCACCCUCCAGAACCGCCAAAGAAAGGGCUGCUCCAGAGGCUCUUCAAGCGUCAGCAUCAGAACAAUUCCAAGAGUUCACCCAAUUCCAAGACCAGUUUUAACCACCACAUAAAUUCAAACCAUGUCAGUUCAAACUCCACCGGAAGCAGCUAGUUGCAGCUCUGGCCUGAAGUCCACGGUAGGACCAGCCUAGACCCUUCUCCUUAGAGGUGGACUUGUGACCGGUGGAGCUUCUGCCCUGCAGGCAGGCGGGGGAGCCCUCCAGGAGCCGGGGAAGGAGGCCGUACCCCCCCACCACCACCACCACGAGAGGAACGAGAUUUCCACUCAGGUCUGUGUUCGGAGGCUGCCCUCAAGCCGAGGUGGAUUGGCUGUGUCUCUGCGGAACAUUGCAAUAGAAAUCCGAUUGGAUACAACAACUUGCACGUAUUUUUAAUAGCGUCAUAACUAGAACUGAAUUUUGUCUUUAUUAUUUUUAAAGAAAAGUUUUGUAAAUUUCUCUAUUGUCUCAGUUUACAUUUUGUAUAUUUGUAUUUAAAUGAAAGUCAGACUUUGAGGGUGUAUAUUUUCUGUGCAGCCACUGUUAAGCCAUGUGUUUUAAGACAUUUUUGGGGGGGGGCGGGAUUUACAGAAAAAAAAAAUGUGACUCAAGACUUCCAGAGCCUCAAAUAAGAAAAUGUUUUUAUUAAAUGUAGAAAAUGAUUCACAUUUCACCUUUAAAAGAUUGGUUGUAUGCCUCUCUAUAACCUCUCCCUGGCAUUGGUAUCCCCGUUCUGUGGGCUUGUAACAAUCUGAAUUAAAUGCUCAAAGACACACUAGGUCUUCACCCCCAGCCAGAAUGUCUUCCACUGGGGUCCAUGGAGUUGCCUGGUCCCAGCUCCGUCAGGAUGUGCACUUUUCCUUUUGGGGUGCACGAUGCCACUGUUGCUUUGGCCUCAGCCCCCUCUUCCUUCUGGAAGGUGGCUGGUACAUGGAGCUGAGGGUCUUCAGCACAAUGGUGUCUGGGCCCCUUUCUUUCUGAGCAGGUUCUGACUGCUAAAGCCCGUAUGUUUUCAAGAGGCUGGCAUCUGGGGAUUGUUUUAGUCUAUUUUUAAGAGACGCAUAGUGAUGGUAAGGAGUAGUCAUGGAACCCCAAGAGUCCCAAACCCUACCGCCCAUGGAAGCAUCAGGGAGUGGAGGUCUUGGGUUUGUAGAGGGGAGAGUGGCUUUCCCAGUCUCCGGGCACGUCCCUUGAGUGUUUAUGGGGUCACGAUGUCUUGAGAGCUUCGUGGGGCCCCACAGAGUCACUGGCCCAGGUGGCACGGAUGGAUGGAGUUGGCUUUCCAAACAAAUGGGAGAGGCCGGGCCACCCAAAGAAGCUCAAGACAAACUCUGUCCCUUCUGGGAGAGGUGAGGCAGAGGCGACUUCUAAUCGGGCGUCUCCUAGCUCCAGGCACAAGUAGCCCCAGGGGAACGUGGUGGCUUUUCCAGACCAGGACCUCGAAAGGCAGCCCCCAGGCCCUUUGAGCAUGGCCCUCCAGCCCCAGGGAGCUUCCAGCCUCCUGCUGCUGCCUCCACAAGGCUACAAGGAGCAAAUCUGCUUUUGCCUCCCCUCAGGGACAGGGUGAGCAGUCGAACCCCCUGCUCCCUGGCCUGCUGGACUGCCCUCAGUCAGAGCUGGCCUCAGCCACCAGGCAGCUGCCAGGGUUUCUCCCGGAGGGGGCCCUGCACUUCCUGCAGUGGCAUCUCCUAUUAAAAAUACAGAUUCUGGGAUCCACCCCCAAACCUACGGAAUGGGAUUCUCUGAGAGUAGGGCCUAGGAAUCUGCAUCUUUGAAAACCUCGCCGGGUCAUUCUGAUGCACCCUGGAGUGUGAGAACCACUGCCUUAGGCCAUCAGUGGGGCUUUAGAUGGGAUCUUCCCAAACUGAUUCCCCUAGGUGACCGGGCAGCUUUGGAGCCUGAGCUUUUAGGGAGGAGAGAGAAGCCAGUGUGUCCCAGUUUCCAUGCUCCUCCCCCAAACUUUGCCACUGGGUCCUGAGGCACGCUGCUAGACAGGGGCCUAAUCUUUGCAACCGACCAUUUUGAGAUCAUUUUACAAGCAAAGAGAAGAAAAGAAACAGUUGAGCCUUCCUCAGAUCCCUUUAAUGCGCAGUAUUAUUUUCUUCAAGACCAGCUCUUGUCUCCGAGGCUGCUUCCGUUACCUUUCUUGAACUGAAUACAAGAUGAAUACAAAGAGCCAUAUUCAGUUUUUGCCGAGGAAGUAGAAAGCUCUUUGACCAGUGUUUUAAGAUCCCUUAAAGCUCUUACUGACCCUCCUUGCUUAAUGAAAAGGACAGUCAUCUUCCUGGGACCGUGCCCAGCCCAUGCCACCACCCUCCUGUCCAGAACUUUCAUUCAUUUUGCCCAAACCUUUCCAAACGGACUGGUGCAGAGAAGCCAGUCUCUUCACGCCUCAAAGCCAACGCACUGUCCGUUUGCAGUCCUCAAGGAGCAAGAAAGAAAACAGAAGUCUGCUCAGUGUGUUUCUACGUUGUGAGAGUACAGAGCUUGGUGUGGCUCUUAGAAUAACAGGAGUCUUCCUUCACAUCUGCCACCUGUCCCCCCGAGUGCCCAAAGGACAUGGGGUCAGAGUCACUGGCCUUUGCAGUCCUCCUAUUCCUUUUGGCCCAUUGCUUUGUACAGAGAAGGGGCGUCUUCAAUUAGAACAGUGCCUGAAAGUCAGCCCCCUCCCCUCCAGGUCCCCGGUCACCACAGAUCCUGUCCCUGGACCACCCCCCCCGACCCCUCCCGCAACUUCUACUCCAGCUUGUUUUCUAUAGCUGCAUUUUUUAAAAGAAUUUUUAAUUAAAAAAAAAAAACCUUCCCACCAUCUACCUGUCCGGGAUGAGACAUAUUUGGGCAGCAAGUGGAUUUACAUCUUUUUACUGCAUUUGAGCUCUUCACGGAAGAGCCUUUCUUCCUCCAAGCGCGAUGUUUUCCUCUCCGGACCUUUGCUGACUUCGUGCCUUUGAGGUGAGACGCAGGGUCUUGCAGAAGCGUCUCUGCUUCCACUUUUCAGGAGCCAAGCCGCUGUCCCCAGUGGGACAGGGGUGGUCUCUGCCAUGAUCACCAUGACCCGCGAGUGUUUCUCGAGCCCCCUGGGGGGCUCCCAUUAUAUCGCCCAUAAGAUCAUAAAGACCCAACCCCACCUUCACGGAGGAUAAAACAAUCUUCCACCAUCAACUCAUCCUCUGAUCUUUCUAGGCCGGGAGCAUCACUUCUUAAACCACGAGGCUUCUUGCGAGGGCAGCUGACUUGCACAGUAGUUAAGUGUGGCUCUGUCUUGAGGGCUCGUUUCCCAAAAUGCACCGCCCCUAGCAAAGGCGAGCGCUCAGUCUUGGAGGCCGUGCUGCAUGGAAGCAAGCGGUGUGGCCUGGUGUAUGCAGGCAUCCCGUGGGGCAAACGGCAGUGAGUUCAGGAAUCACGUAUGUGGAUGUGGCCUUGGCAUGGAAGGCACAAGUGGGACGCAGCUGCCUGCCCUUGAACCUAGCAAGCCCUGAUGAUGCUGAGGGCCUGCCCUCGGAGAGGCCGGGGGGUAUCCAUGCUGCUCCAAGGAGCCCCGCCCUCCAUGGAAGCUCCUCCUCAUCCUUCUACACCCCUGUCCUGUCCCCCAAAGAUUUCCCACCAACUUUCUCAUGCAAACUGCUGGCCCAGACCUCAAUACAGAGGGACCACCACAGCCUCCUUGAGCCUGGUGCCCCAGGCCUGGACAAAGGGAACAGCGGCCUUGCAGACCACCAAAAGUCCCCCGAGAUGAAGGGGAAACGCAUCAGGCUCUCCCCUCAGGCUGCUGUGUGCUUGCGUAUCCGAGGGCAACCCCUCUGAUUGUCUCCUAUUCUCUAGCUACACACUCUGAGAUAGGACCUCCUAACUUUUUAGCCCUUGUGCAGAAAAAGUGUGAAAUCUUUGUGCAUUUCCAAGCACAGACCUGUGAGUCAUGGACGGCAGAGAGCGCGCUUCUUUCUGAUUACAACAGACCACGAUGGUGACACCUCGCCCCCCUAGGCACCUUCUGUACCUACUUUUACAACCAACCAGUCCAGCUUUUGAAGCUCCAGUGUGUGUGAGUCAAAACCUGCCCAGGCGUGGGUGCCUCAUCGGUCUAACUGUAAAGGCUUGUGCUGUGGACAGUGGCUAAAGCGUUUGAAAUGCUAGCUCUCCUUAGGAGGGAAAGACACUCCCCCAAAGAAGAAUCUAGAUGUCUUUCCCUGGUCCAACACUAAGUCAUUUUUGUAAUAGAUCAAAAGCAAAUGUUCUCAAUUAGAAGAGCUUAGUGGCUGUUGGUAGUGUUACAAUAAUAAUCCUUCUAGUAUCCAAAGGUUUCUAUUUGUUUUUUCAGGGAAAUUUUCGCAUUGAUGAAUAAAAAUAGUUCCAUUUUGGAGGUCAUUCCUGAAGAUAACGGCUUUUGUUCUCCUGCUGCUCUGAAUCUUUGUAUGUUCCCUCGAAUAUGUCACAGUGCUGCUGUAUCUAGAUCG
Messenger RNA from Hippopotamus amphibius kiboko, 6360 nucleotides. It is a transcript of the gene GRK5, whose product is annotated as G protein-coupled receptor kinase 5. The record is from RefSeq and is a predicted model, not a curated record. Gene Ontology annotation, biological process: signal transduction; regulation of signal transduction; protein phosphorylation. The coding region runs from base 247 to 2019 and encodes 590 amino acids. Lineage: Eukaryota; Metazoa; Chordata; Mammalia; Artiodactyla; Hippopotamidae. The transcript has 16 exons. Gene Ontology annotation, cellular component: cytoplasm. Gene Ontology annotation, molecular function: G protein-coupled receptor kinase activity; ATP binding.